AUUUGCACAUAAUUCUACACACAGAGAGAAUUUAACUUACAUUUCUUCAAUAGUUUAGUCCAUAAAGCAAUAGAUAUGGCUCGGUUUCUUGUGUUCCUUGCUUUAGCCCUUGUAAUAAUUUCAAAGAAGGGCGCGUUGGGUGCUCCUCCUUCCUGUCCAACAGUUACAACGCAGCUGGCUCCUUGUCUAUCGUACAUUCAAGGUGGAGGUGAUCCAUCUGUACCUUGCUGCACUGGUAUAAAUAACAUAUAUGAACUUGCUAAAACCAAAGAAGACCGAGUCGCUAUCUGCAACUGCUUAAAAACCGCAUUUACUCAUGCUGGAAAUGUCAAUCCCACUCUCGUAGCUCAACUCCCCAAGAAAUGUGGCAUUUCUUUUAAUAUGCCUCCUAUUGAUAAAAACUACGACUGUAACACGAUUUCUAUGUACUGAUGAAUGGGUAGUGAAUCUCGGAAGCUGCUCAAAUUUAUGAAUAAAACAUAUAUAGAUGUUCAUCUCAUGUCUGAAAUCUGAAAGCAAUUUGAUCCACUGUAAACUUCAAAUGUAUGCAGACGGUUAAAUGUUGAAUUAUGAUAUAUAUAAAUUUGGUUAAUGCCUUUGUUUUUGGUA
Messenger RNA from Nicotiana tabacum (common tobacco), 609 nucleotides. Its product is annotated as non-specific lipid-transfer protein 1. The record is from RefSeq and is a predicted model, not a curated record. Gene Ontology annotation, molecular function: lipid binding. Lineage: Eukaryota; Viridiplantae; Streptophyta; Magnoliopsida; Solanales; Solanaceae. Gene Ontology annotation, biological process: lipid transport.